This is a messenger RNA of Dunckerocampus dactyliophorus (ringed pipefish), 1380 nucleotides long. RefSeq names its product replication termination factor 2 (gene rtf2). Lineage: Eukaryota; Metazoa; Chordata; Actinopteri; Syngnathiformes; Syngnathidae. The coding region runs from base 119 to 1036 and encodes 305 amino acids. The transcript has 9 exons. Gene Ontology annotation, cellular component: nucleus. Gene Ontology annotation, biological process: site-specific DNA replication termination at RTS1 barrier; mitotic DNA replication termination. The record is from RefSeq and is a predicted model, not a curated record.
UAUCCGGUUCAGUUCAGGACGUUGUCCGUCUUGUUUUUGUUUUUCAAACUGGGUCAUUUCGACGCUUUCUACCACUUCAGCAGCUGUAAACUUCACUCUCAUCCAUUCGGCUUUCAAAAUGGGAUGCGAUGGUGGAACUAUUCCCAAAAGACAUGAGUUGGUGAAAGGACCCAAAAAAGUCGAGAAGGUUGACAAAAAUGCAGAAAUGGCUGCCAAAUGGAAAUACUGCGCCCUAAGUCAGGAGAAACUCAGACGUCCAAUUGUUGCCUGCGAACUGGGAAAGCUUUAUAACAAAGAUGCUGUCAUUGAAUAUCUUCUGGAUAAGUCUGCUGAGAGACCGAACGCUGAGGCUGUGACACAUAUUCGUGGAACCAAGGAUAUAAAAGAACUCAAUUUGACUGAUAACCCAGAGUGGGAAGGAGAGAGAAGGAACACCAAAGGAGACAGAUAUGAGGACAUCCACUGUGGAAUGUUUAUUUGCCCUGUUGUCGGGUUAGAGAUGAACGGCAGGCAUAGGUUCUGUUACCUGCAGACAUGCGGUUGUGUCUUCUCGGACCGUGCCCUCAAGGAGGUGAAGACCGAAAUCUGCCACAAGUGCGGUGACCCCUUUCAAGAGUCAGACAUCGUCGUGCUUAAUGGCACUAAGGAGGAGGUGGAGAAGCUGACGGAGAAGAUGGAGGAGAGGCGAGCCAAAGCCAAAACUAAAAAGUCUAAGAAGAGCAAAGCUGCUGAAAGUGCAACCACCUCAUCAAAACCAAAAGAUGACACAGAAGUUAAGGUAGCACAAAAUGGCGAGGUCCACAACAGCGAGGGAAGCAGCCAAUCAGAUGUAGCAGGACCCUCGGGUUCCUUGGGCGCCUCCAAAGGCAGCAAGUUGUCAUCAUUGUCGUCAUCAUCGGCCGCCUCGAAGAGGUCCAUCCAAGAAAUGGAGGAGAAGUCUGAAGCCUUCAAGUCUCUCUUCACCACCCACAGCUCUGCCAAGCGUACCAAAGAUCAGAUCUCCAACUGGGUCACCCACACACCCUACCACUUCUAAUUCUCUCUUAUCACACACACACACACACAACCCUCCCUUGCCACCCUGGCGUUCACCCCUGUUGCUCCAUGUUUAGUUAAUGUGGUGGACAGUUUAAUGACUCCCCAGGCUGCCCACUUUUUUGUUUUGCAUCAUCUCCCCAUGGAUAAAGGUCUCCCGCCCCCCUUUCUCUCAGGUGAUUUGAACAUUUUUUUUGUUGUAGUUCUCCUAGAAAAGUGUGUAAUCCUGUGCUUAGUUUAACCCCCACAUGCUCUCUUUACGACAUUUAAAUGAGUAGUCAUUUGUAUUACACAUGCAUUUGUGGCAUAAGCAAGUCUCAAAGUAAAUUAACAUAUUAAACAAUU